Molecule: messenger RNA, 960 nt
Organism: Gastrolobium bilobum
Lineage: Eukaryota; Viridiplantae; Streptophyta; Magnoliopsida; Fabales; Fabaceae
Product: peroxidase 44-like
Exons: 2
Coding region: 1-960 (319 amino acids)
Biological process (GO): hydrogen peroxide catabolic process; response to oxidative stress
Cellular component (GO): plasmodesma; plant-type cell wall
Molecular function (GO): peroxidase activity; heme binding
Source: RefSeq, a predicted model, not a curated record
AUGAAGAUCACCGUCCUAAUCUUCUUAUGUCUCCUUCCAUUCACAUUUGCUGACCUAAGAAUUGGCUUCUAUAGCUCUAGUUGUCCAAGUGCAGAGGCCAUUGUGCGUGAGGUUGUGCAAAGGCGUUUCAACAAGGAUAAGACUAUUGCUGCAGCCUUGCUUCGUAUGCACUUUCAUGAUUGCUUUGUUAGAGGUUGUGACGCAUCUAUAUUAAUAGAUUCAACUAGCAACAGGACAUCGGAGAAGGAUGCAGAACCAAACAAAUCAAUUCGUGGAUUUGAGGUCAUUGAUGAGGCCAAGGAAAUUUUAGAACAAGCUUGCCCCUCAAUAGUUUCAUGUGCAGAUAUCAUAACACUUGCAACAAGAGAUGCAGUGGCUCUAGCAGGGGGACCGAAAUACAAUGUCACCACAGGAAGAAGAGAUGGACUACGAUCUGAUCCUUCUGAAGUGAAGGUUCCUGCACCAUCAUUUUCUGUGUCUCGGGCUUUGCAAUCUUUCACUGCAAAAGGGUUGACAUUGAAUGAAAUGGUGACCCUUUUGGGAGGACACACGGUUGGUUUCACUCAUUGCAGUGUCUUUCGAGAAAGGCUUUCUAGCUUUCAAGGGAACCUUGAUCCUACAAUGGAUCCUGCUUUGGAUGCUAUGUUGGUGAAUAUAUGUGGGUCAUUCGCUAGUCCAGCAAGUGAUGAUCCCACUGUGUUUUUGGACUUAGAUACACCUUCUGUAUUUGACAAUCAAUUUUACAACCAAAUACUUCAGCAGAGAGGGAUACUUCAAAUCGAUCAACAAUUGGCUUUGGAUCCUUCCACAAGAGACAUAGUCAUGAAUUUUGCCGCAGAUAAUGCUAGCUUUCAUCAGAGCUUUGCAGAUGCUAUGAUAAAGAUGGGAAGCAUUGAUGUUUUGGUUGAAAAUGAUGGUGAGAUUAGAAACAAUUGCAGGGCUUUUAAUAUUCCUAUGUAG